GGUCCAGAUCUAUCUAUAUCGAUUCGCGGUCGCAUUUCGUCUUCGCUUCGAUCUCAACGGGGCACGAUCUCCUCCUCCGCAAUUUUCAUGUGAUGCGAGAAGAUCACCGAGGAGCGGAUCCGUUUCCAUUUGAAGAACUGAGACGAGGCGGCGGAGGGCGGAGAUGGGGGAUCCAGCGACGAAGCGGGCGAUGGACGUGGAUCGCUCGUCGCUUUGCAACUGCGUGGUGAACUUCCUGCUGCAGGAGAACUACCUGCUCACCGCCUUCGAGCUGCUUCACGAGCUGCUCGAGGAUGGGCGGCACGACCAGGCCAUCCGCCUCCGCGACUUCUUCGCUGACUCUUCCCUCUUCCCCCCGGAUCAGAUCUCCCGCUUCAACGCCCUCCGAGAUGCAGAUCCACAGAGUAUGCUAGAAGAGAAAGUAAUGGUGGAAGAAAAAUUAUCUGUCACUGAAUAUGAGCUUCGUUUAGCUCAAGAAGACUUGUCAAGACUGAAGGAGGAGUUUGCAAAGCAAAAACAAUUUUCUCGUGAUGAAUUUAGUGGGUCCACUUCUGAUUUGUCUGUCUCUGAUGACCCUACAAAACAACAGAACAAGAGGCAGUUCUCUUAUGUCUCUUUAGGACCUUUGAAGGACACUGAGCGCAUGGAUAUAAAUUGUGCUGUGAAGGAAUAUUUGCUCUUUGCAGGGUAUCGUCUUACAGCUAUGACAUUUCUUGAGGAGGUCACUGAUCAAAAUCUAGAUGUGUGGCCACAAAGUUCAGCUUGCGUUUCUGAUGCUUUGCGUCGUUAUUAUUAUCAGUACCUUUCAUCCUCCUCAGAGGCUGCAGAGGAGAAAAUUUCCCUUCUUCAAGAAAAUGAACAAUUGAAGAAAGACAACAAAAGACUUAUUGAUGAGAAGGAAUCCAUGCGUAAAAACAAGGAAGUGACUGAUAAUCAUAUAGUAACUCUAACUAAAUCCUUGGAAAUUGCACAUAAGGAUUUAAAAGACAAGGAGAAUCUGGUACAAGAUCUUAAGCAAUCUGUGGAUCUGCAGAGAAAGCAGCUAAAUGAUUGCAGAGCUGAAAUCACGGCCUUAAAGAUGCACAUAGAAGGAGCCCAAGCUAGCAGAGGGUGGACAGUCAGAGAAAAUGAAAACACCAAAACUUCUUACAGUGGCAACUCUAAAGAAGCAAAUAAAUCUUCUUGCAGUGAACUAGAAGAAUUGAAGAAUGUUGAUUCUAUAUCAAGAAUCCCAGAAGCUACUAUAUUUGUCAGCGAGGAUGCACAGACAGAGGAAAAAGUAGUUGAGAUCAAUCAAGUUGCUGUUGUAUCAAAUUCUGUUGAAUCAACAUCUACCAAGUCUGAUGAGAAUGGUCACCAGACUUCUGAGAAUGUCAAACAUCAUGUUACUGAUUCAACAAUAGUUUCUUGUAACGAUAUUGCUGAAUAUCAAGAUGAUGCUUAUAGUCUCAUUUCCGAUCCACAAUCUCAGAAUGAAGUAUCAAACCAAAAUCCAGGGAGUCUCAAGAGGGAAAGAACUGCUGAAAAGAUGGCAAUGGAGACCAUCCAAAUUCUUUCAGAUGCGUUACCUAAGAUUGUUCCUUAUGUUCUGAUCAGCUAUCGUGAGGAACUUCUUCCGUUGAUUAUGUGUGCAAUUGAGCGUCAUCCUGAUAGCACAGUGAGAGAUUCCUUGACACAUACAUUGUUUAAUCUUAUAAAAAAGCCUGAUGAACAGCAGAGACGUAUUAUAAUGGAUGCAUGUGUAAGCCUAGCUAGAAAUAUAGGACAGAUGAGAACUGAAACAGAGUUGCUUCCUCAGUGUUGGGAGCAGAUCAACCAUAAAUAUGAGGUGCGAAGAAUCCUAGUUGCUCAAUCUUGUGGAGAACUUGCAGAAUUUGUUCGACCUGAGAUUCGUGAUUCUCUUAUUCUCUCCAUCAUUCAACAAUUAAUUGAAGAUUCUGCUACAAUUGUUCGUGAAGCUGCUGCUCAUAAUCUGGCGCUGUUGCUACCACUCUUUCCAAAUUUGGACAAAUAUUUUAAGGUUGAAGAGCUCAUGUUCCAGUUGGUAUGUGAUCCUUCAGGAGCAGUUGUUGAUACUUCAAUCAAAGAACUCAUUCCUGCAGUGAUAAAUUGGGGAGGCAAACUGGAUCAUGUUCUACGAGUUGUUCUUUCCCACAUCUUAAGUUCUGCUCAGCGGUGUCCACCUGUAUCAGGGGUUGAAGGUUCUGUAGAUUCUCAUUUACGAGUUCUUGGAGAACGAGAACGCUGGAAUAUUGAUGUACUACUAAGAAUGCUGAAAGGUUUAUUGCCUUUUGUCCAUCAAAAAAUUAUUGAAACAUAUCCUUUUAGUCCAGCGCUGGGAUCCUCUAUCACUUCAGAAAAACAAAAUUCCUCCAUUUCUCUUUCUUUGCUUCAAUUAUACGCAGGAGGCCACACUACACAUACAAUUUGGCCUAUGUUUGAUUGGAUGCACACGGAUUGCUUCCCUGACUUAAUUCAAUUAUCAUGCCUCUUAUCUAACAAGGAAGACAAUCUAAGAGCUCGAAUUACAAAUUACCUACUUGACGUAGCAGAAUUAUUUGGGGAGCAAUAUCUUACACACAUAAUGUAUCCUGUGUUCUUGGUGGCUGUUGGCGAUACUGAAAGUGCAGAUUUGUCAUUUUUUCCUUUGACGAUGAAGGCUAGAAUCAAAGCACUUCGGCCUAAAAAUCCUGUGGCAGAGAAGCUUUCCCUCUUGUGCAUUCUUCCCUUAUUGUUGUCUGCUAUAUUAGGCGCACCAGCCAAUCGUGAAAAAUUGCCAGAUUACUUGAGAAAGCUGCUAGUGCAGAACAAUAACAAUGAAAGUUCUUGGUUUGUUCAUCGAAAUGCUGAGUUGAUUGAGGCAGUCCGCUUCCUUUGCAUAUUCGAGGAGCAUCAUGGAGUCAUUUUUAACAUUCUUUGGGAGAUGGUAGUUAGCGCCAAUGUGAAUAUGAAGACCAAUGCAGCACUUCUUCUGAAAGUCCUAGUACCAUAUAUUGAUGUGAAAGUUGCCUCAACCCAUGUUUUGCCUGCCCUUGUCACUCUUGGUUCUGAUGCAAAUACAAAUGUGAAGUAUGCAAGUAUAGAAGCAUUUGGAGCUGUUGCACAACAUUUCAAGAAUGACACGAUUGUUGACAAGAUACGAAUACAAAUGGAUACUUUUCUUGAAGAUGGAUCACAUGAAGCUAUUGUUACUGUGGUUCGUGCACUACUUGUUGCUGUGCCACAUACAGCAGACAGGCUGCGAGAAUAUUUGUUGUCAAAGAUUUUCCAACUCACUUCCGUCUCAUCUAAUGGAAAUGAUAUCACAUGCCGCCAUGAGAAAGCAAAUGUAUUUUGCGAAGCUAUCCGUGCUCUGGAUGCCACAGAUCUGUCUUCAACCAGCAUCCAUGAUUUCCUUGUACCAGCAAUACAAAACCUUUUAAAAGAUGUAGAUGCUCUCGAUCCUGCCCACAAGGAAGCACUCGAAAUUAUACUGAAGGAGAGAUCAGCUGGAACAUUUGAAAGCAUCAGUAAUAAGGUAAUGGGUGGCAAUCUGGGCAUUGCAUCCACUGUAAGCAAUUUCUUUGGUGAAAGUGGCCUUCUAGGAAAGAAAGAAAGCAGCGACUUGCAUGAAACUCCUGCUUCUCCGAAACCUACUCCACCACCAGUGCAGCAAGAUACAAGAUUUCAGAGAAUGAUGAGAGGCGGUUUCAGUGAGAUACUGCGAGGUAAAACCAAAGGGCCCGACGAAACAGGCUAGGACCUCUCUGCCCGUGUAGCUAUUGUUUUUUUCUUCUUUCAUGGUCCUUGGAGAUGCUUUUGAUCACUAGGACAUAUUUUCUUCUGUCAAUCUUUCGAUCCAUGUCAUCUCCAACCAAAUUCCUUUCUUUGAUAUAGCAGUCCUCUCAGAGACCAUAUCAAAUGUUGACCCUUUUUUUGUUAGAGAAAAUUGACUUAUUAUUGGUUGUGAGUAUUUGAUUAAUGGUUAA
Messenger RNA from Zingiber officinale, 3968 nucleotides. Its product is annotated as RAB11-binding protein RELCH. Bases 164 to 3739 code for a protein of 1191 amino acids. Gene Ontology annotation, biological process: intracellular cholesterol transport. Gene Ontology annotation, molecular function: protein binding. Lineage: Eukaryota; Viridiplantae; Streptophyta; Magnoliopsida; Zingiberales; Zingiberaceae. The record is from RefSeq and is a predicted model, not a curated record. Gene Ontology annotation, cellular component: recycling endosome; trans-Golgi network. The transcript has 20 exons.